Messenger RNA from Tarenaya hassleriana, 733 nucleotides. Its product is annotated as protein LURP-one-related 12-like. The transcript has 3 exons. Bases 57 to 722 code for a protein of 221 amino acids. The record is from RefSeq and is a predicted model, not a curated record. Lineage: Eukaryota; Viridiplantae; Streptophyta; Magnoliopsida; Brassicales; Cleomaceae.
GGGCUUCUCCUCGUCGGUAGUGGUGCAUAACUUCGAGUCAAUAUGAUCGCUGAAGUAUGCACUCGUUCAUCCAUCACAAACCAAGGAGAAGAAGAAUGCGGAUGGGAAUGGUGGUGAACGAAGCUUAUCUCUACGAAGAAGAGAAGCAACUAACAGUUUGCAAGACAUCGCUCUUCUUCUCCGGCGACGGUUUCGCCGUCUACGACUGCAACGGCGAGCUCACCUUCCGAGUUGACUCGUACGGUCCCCACCCGCGAGAGAUGGAUGGGAUCGUCCUCAUGGACGCCACCGGAAAGUGUCUCCUCACCGUCAGAAGAAAGAGGCCGACACUUCACCAGAGGUGGGAAGGAUUUCUCGGCGAGAGAUCGGACGGUCAGAAACCGAUCUUCAGCGUCAGAAGAUCGUCGAUUAUCGGACGGUGCACAAUGACUGUGGAGGUAUACGACGAAGCCGGUGAAGAAUACAUGAUCGACGGAGAUUCCGCACAACGAAACUGCGUUAUGUACGACGCGGAGAAGCGUGCAGUGGCUGAGAUCAAACGCAAAGUGGACGCGUCUACAAACGUGAUUCUUGGACGCGACGUGUUUUCUCUCACCGUUAAACCCGGUUUCGACGGUGCGUUUGCGAUGGGGUUGGUGCUCGUGCUUGAUCAGAUCAACGGUGACGAUUCGGUUGAGGAUGAUGAUAUGGAAAAAAAGGUGCACCCCGUUACAGAGGAUUAGUGCUUCAUGAU